Molecule: messenger RNA, 621 nt
Organism: Nerophis lumbriciformis (worm pipefish)
Lineage: Eukaryota; Metazoa; Chordata; Actinopteri; Syngnathiformes; Syngnathidae
Source: RefSeq, a predicted model, not a curated record
AUGAGUUCCAAAGCCGCCAUCAACAAGGAAGUCUUCGUACCCCACGACGAGAAGAUGCUGGCAGCCGUGCAAGUGAAACGGAAGACUAAGAAGAAGAUUCCAUUCUUGGCUACUGGCGGUCAGGGAGACUAUCUGACAUUCAUCUGCCUUUCAGUGACAAAUAAAAAGCCAGCCCACGUCGCCAUCACCAAAGUGAAACAGUUCCAAGGAUCCUCUGCCUUUGUCAAACGCUCACAGUGGACUAUCGAACAACUACGGCAGGUCAACGGCAUUGACUCUAUCAAAGACUCCCCAGAGUUUGACCUGACGUUUGAUAACGCCUUUGACCAGUGGGUUGCCGGAUCCGCGGGAGAGAAAUGCACCUUUAUUCAGAUUCUUCACCACACCUGCCAGCGCUACAUUCCCACGAGGAAACCAGACUUUGUCAACUGUCAGACCAAACUGCUGGGAGGCAAUAGUAUACUUCACUCAGCUGCAGACAGCGUGACGAGUGCCGUGCAGAAGGCCAGCCAAGCUCUGAACGAGCGAGGUGAGCGACUGGGCCGAGCCGAGGAGAGGACAGCGGACAUGAUGAACAGCGCUGAACAAUUCGCUGUCACAGCACAUAAGGUGAGGCUGUAG